Mya arenaria is the source of this 1791-nucleotide messenger RNA. RefSeq lists its product as uncharacterized. Lineage: Eukaryota; Metazoa; Mollusca; Bivalvia; Myida; Myidae. The record is from RefSeq and is a predicted model, not a curated record. The transcript has 8 exons. Bases 59 to 1402 code for a protein of 447 amino acids.
CCAGAUCGGAAGAAGCUUUACGCGGAAAUUUUGAUUUGUAGAUGUUAGUAAAUAAAAUAUGGAUCGUGGUAAAGUGAAACCAACCUUCUUCAAUGAGCUACGCUGUCUUGGAAGAAAUGUGGAACGACAGACAGACUCUCUGAAGGCCAAGUUUGGCCAGACUGACAGACAGUUUUGCUAUCCUUUGGUUAUAAAGAAGGUCACAGAUACAAAACAGAGCGCCAAAGCAUUAAAUAAAAAGGUCCAAGAAGAAUCUCAAAAAGUGAGAGGCGAGAAUAUGCAUCUUGAGGAACUGUUGAGUGCUGCAACAGCUUUUCUGAGCAGUCAACAGGAAUCCCUAACACAGACUGAGGAAAUGUUCUGCCAAUAUGGUUUUCAUCCAUGGAAGAAGCCAGUAAAGACAGAACAAGGGAUGGAUGGACCUUCACCAGAACCAACUGAAUUUCAGCCCGAGUGCCUUACUGAUACGGACAAAGAUGAAGAUACAAAUCCAACAGCUCCCAAGACCCCGGUACAGAAUCCCCAGGGUGUUGAAAAGAGCGUUGGGCAGGAGGCCCAUGGUAACCGUACACCCCAGCUCGAAGACUUUGGGCUUUCCCAGGGCACGUUGAAGUUCCUGGAGUCAGUGGCUGUGGUUAAAAGGGGGCCGACCAAUAACGCUGUGCAGGAGAAGAAGCCAGAGCCUCGGAGAGCUCAUGACCCAAAUAUUCCGUCUUUUUUCCAACACAAUGGGAUUAUAACGACGCCUAGCCUGACCCGGGACCUUGGAAUUAUGGAUAGUACCAUCAACCAUGCAGCCCUCGCCAGCCCAAUAAUCUCCAGCCAAUCUUCAGGAGACAGCUGGGAGUUUAACAAACAGCCAUUCCCAGUUUCAAAUCUAAAAUUUGACGAAAACAAUGGCUCAGGUACUACCCCUCAAACCCCAGUACUUCGAACCCCAGGCUUUCGUGAGAAGUUCACCAACGCCCAAGCCCACAAUAAUUUGACAUAUUCCUGUGCCCAAAGUCAUGAAGAGCAAGGGUAUUCACACAAGCGCCCGGUAAAUGUUGGGCUCUUUAAGCCAGCCACCCAAAGUUCUGUGAAGGGAAAAUUGCCUGUGAAAGAUGAUGGAUUUCCACAGAGCCCUGAGCUUACUUAUAGUCUGGAGGAAAUUUCUGAGAUGACGGGCGUGUUCAAAAUAAACCCCGUUGCCCCUCCGCCUCCAGUUUUGUCAAGCCUUCAAAGCGGUGCUGACAAGGAAAAUGCCACGCCCCCUGAGCCAGAACUACUUUCCGAGCGGAUAAGCCGGAUCAAGCAAGCAGACAAAAUUCGAACUGUAAAUGAUAGUAAAACAACAGCGUUGUCGAACGACUUACCGGCUUCACCAAAAUUCCUGGGCUCAUACAAUUUCUUGAAGAAGUGAAAAGUGUUUUUAUAAUCUGUGGGAAGAUGUUCUAUGGGGUUAGAAUAUUGCAAAAAAUAAUGGGGUGGGUUUUCACCAAAUGCAGUGUUUAUUUUUAUGUUGUAUAUACAUUAGUUUAUAAUCUAUAAUCCUGUGUCAAUGUAAGAAAAGAGGAAGAAUCUUUCUCUACUGUGAUAGUUAUAGUUUUUUUUAAAGGCCCCAUUAAGGAAUAUUGGGCAUAUCAUGGUUAGAAUUUAGCGAUAUUAUUAUACACUCACAUUCUUUGUGUUUUAGUGCUAACUUGCAAAAUGACAAAACUCACUCGAAUAAUCUGUUAUAUGAUGACAUGAAUUAUCAUUGCCUUACAUAAGUUGCAGCUUCAAUUUAAUGCAUGUAUCUACAUCAAAAUA